AGUGACACGUCACGUAGAGUUCCGGUUGAAUCUGCCUAUUUUGGCGGAGCAGUCUGGGUUGCUCCCUGGAGCGACCUUGGCUCGAAUGCCGCUCCGAAGCUCCCAUUGGAAGACUCCAGAACUGUUCUCAAUCUGCCAUUCGAACAGACUUGCUCUCGGCGGAUCAACAAAACUUGCUCCGGAGGCGUUCCGAAUCUGCCAUUGGAAUUCAACAUAAUUUGUGGUCGCGAGGAGACGCAGCGCGUGAGACGCAAGAAUUUGAGUCUUUGGUCGUCAGCGUCGUCACAUCGAGGAAACAUGGCGGAACUCUACGCCUUUCUUGCUGACGAAGGGGUCAGCGACAGCGAAUCUUCGCGACAUUUUCGUGAACACCGCGAUGCCUUCGACAGCAGUGUGACAGAAGAGGAGUUCAUCGGCCAUUUUCGGUUAUCGAAGGCUGCUGCCCGGGAGGUGUGCGACGCCGUUGCUGAUGACUUACGCCGAUCCCAGCAGUGGCGCAGCACAACUCUGUCGGUGGAGCAGAGGGUCCUGAUGGCGCUCAGAUUUUAUGCAACAGGAGCAUUCCUGGACAACAUCGCCAGUGAUGAAUUCAUCGCCACUACAAAGCGCCCGGUCUCCGAGGCUAUCCAUGCUGUCAGCCUAGCCAUAAUAAAAAAUUUAGGACAGAGAUAUCUGAAGUUCCCGGCAUCCACAGAAGAGAAGGUGGCCAUCAAACGGGACUUCUAUGCCAUAGCAGGGAUACCCGGAUGCCUUGGUGCAAUUGACGGUACUGCAAUAGCCAUCAUCGCCCCGAGUCGCAGUGACCCCCGCUUUGUUGAUGGGAAUUAUUAUUCCCACAAGGGAUACCAUGCCCUCAACGUGCUAGGGAUGAGAGUGUGAUUCUGAUUUAGAGUUGCUAUGACAGUGACAACGAGCUGAGCUUUUAUUCAAAUUUGGCUGCCUAAAUUAUGUUAUUUGCAGAUCUGUGAUGCCAAUCGCAGAUUUCUCCACAUUGACGCCACGUACCCAGGGAGCUGCCACGACUCCUCAGUGUGGAGCAUGUGCGAAGUCCGUCUGCGAGCACCGACGACAUUUGCUGAGGGCGAGUGGCUGUUAGGAGAUCUGGGGUACCCUCUUGAACCGUGGCUCUUGACUCCUGUUCGUUCCCCUGCAACACAGAAGGACCAGGCAUACAACAAAGCCCACUGCAAGACCCGGGUUCGAAUUGAACAGUGUUUUGGAGUUUUGAAGAUGCGCUUCCGCUGUCUGCAUCGCUACAGGACCUUGCACUUUGCACCUGACAGGGCAUGCAAUAUUAUCACUGCAUGUGCAGUUUUGCAUAAUAUGUGCAUUGAGUACAAUUUGCAAGAUCCUGAACACGAAGAUGAAGGCUCCGAUCCCGAUCCUCCUGCUGCUCCCGAGGAUGAAUGGGAUGAUGUAGAGAGCAGUGCAUCACUGACUGCUCAGGCAGUGCACCGCAGGCAACAAGUUGUUAACAGAUAUUUUUAAAUGUGUAUGGCAUAAAAGUACAGGGACCACAUAAUUUCUAAUUCGUACAUUCUAAUUUAAAGGACUUUGUGACAUUUUAUUUAGGAUUGAUUUCCACCAAAACCAUGGUGCAACCAAAUUGCAGCCUUCAAAUUGCCUGACAUUUUCACGUUUUCACUUCUCCUUUCAAGGAAAAUCCUGACCAAAACAAAAGGGAACUUAUCCCGCUUUUACUAUUCUUGCUGCAAUGACAUCUACAUACCAGUAUGUACCUGCCAAAGAAAAUUUAGGACCGUAUUGCAAUUUAUUGGCACGCUACAGGAGGGUAAGGAAUGGGAAAUGCAUGUGCGUCAAUGGGACAGACAAUCAAAUCAGGCCCGUUUUCUCUGUUUGAGAUUUUUCGACUUAUCCCCUUAUUGCAUACAAAGGUUCAAUUUCGCUUGGCUUCAACUGAUUUUUGCCACUGAUUUUUGCCAAUUCACUGCCAAUUCACUGCCAAUUCACUGAUUUUUGCCAAUUUUCCUGAGUUUCCCAGUCACAUGAAAAUUCCCUGACAAGUCCUGCGUUUCCAGGUUGGUAGACACCCUCAAAACACCACAAAAGCGGAUGUCAGAAAUUAAGAGUAUGCUGAGUUCCUCAGUUUGACCAUGUCAUUCCAUUAAGUGUAUUUGAUGUCAUUGUGUCUUCUUUUCACAGGUGCUGUAACGUAUUGCACUCACUAUUCUGUUUACUAUUAAUUAUUUUUGGUCACUGUGAAUGUUAUUUCUCUUACUGAUUUUGUGUUUUUCACGUUAACAAGAAAUGUGCAAAGUUAUGUAACUGUGUUAUGUUUACAAUUUGUAUAUGUUUUCCAUAUACUCCAACACUUCAUAUUUUGCAAAAUAUUUUCAUUGGCUCUUGUCGUUCCAAAUGAAAAAUAUAUUUCACAUGAAAACAGUGUCUCUUGCAACAUUUCCCACCAGUACAUCACGGGGAGACUUUGAGUAUUAAACUGCAAUGAAGAUGCAUAAGUAGUAAUACAAAGAAUGACCCACCUUAGAUAUCAUUGUUGGCGUUCCUUUCAUUUUCAAUCUUGUACCUGAAGUACUCUGUCACGGCUUGAGCCAUUGGAGUGAUGAUCUGCACACAAGCGAAAGCAAACAAUCUAACAACCCUUCCCCAUGUAAUCUUUCUUUGUAUAUGUAUGUGUUUUGGAUGAUGAGUUUGUGAUGACCAUGAAGCUUCACAGGUAUGGAAUUUAAAAAAGUGCAUUCACUGUC
Molecule: messenger RNA, 2726 nt
Organism: Ornithodoros turicata
Lineage: Eukaryota; Metazoa; Arthropoda; Arachnida; Ixodida; Argasidae
Product: putative nuclease HARBI1
Exons: 4
Coding region: 298-879 (193 amino acids)
Source: RefSeq, a predicted model, not a curated record